AUGGAUGUGCCGGGGAGGUUCAGCCGGAAUGCCGGAGAACGAUAUAGUUCUAUGUUGGAUUAUUCGUUUCGAGACUUGGAGUCAAUUGGCGAAAUAGAGUUCUUGAAACCCCGAAAAGGUUUGAGACCGUACAAGUGCAGCGCAUCUUGUGGUCUUUACAUGUGCAACGCUUGGCGCAUGAACAACAACCGGCUGACCAACAUCAGAGGAAUAGUUUCCACAGCGUUUAACCUACUGGACCGGCCCGAACACUUGACUUGGUUGGAUUUGUCGUUCAACAAGAUCACUCACCUGACAAACGAAAUCGCCAUGUUUCCAUCGCUGAGAGUGUUGUACUUGCACAGCAAUUUGUUGGCCGAAUUCGAACUUUGUCUCCGUCAUCUCGUGCAAAUAGGAAGUCUGUACUCGUUGACGCUGCACGACAACCUGUUGGACAAAGACGUCAACUACAGGAACAAAAUAGUGUUGCGUCUCAAACAAAUCGAACUUCUUGACUUCACGCGAAUCAACGAAGAAGAGCGGAAAAGAGUACACUUCUACGGUCGUAUCCGCGGUGUGAAAAACGUCGCAUUUCAACGGAAUCACCAACUGCAUUGACCAGUUUUUUAUA
Adelges cooleyi (spruce gall adelgid) is the source of this 610-nucleotide messenger RNA. RefSeq names its product leucine-rich repeat-containing protein 51-like. Gene Ontology annotation, molecular function: protein binding. NCBI's taxonomy places the organism in Eukaryota, Metazoa, Arthropoda, Insecta, Hemiptera, Adelgidae. The coding region runs from base 1 to 597 and encodes 198 amino acids. The transcript is spliced from 3 exons. The record is from RefSeq and is a predicted model, not a curated record.